GUAACUUAUUUAAAUGUAAGAAUAGCUUAUCGUUACUGUCUGGAUUACUGUGCUAUUCCGACUUUCACUGGUGAAAAUAUGGUCGAUUUCAGUGUGAGAGUUAAAUAAUGUUACGCAUUUGUUUCUUUCUGCUGAUAGCUAUGUUUAUAAAUAAGUUACUGGACCACAACGGUUCUGCGUCUAUUCCUUUUAACAAUGAAAAAACUAAAGUCAACUCACUACAUUAUUUCGAUUUCUCUGGAUGCUACUUUCUAUGCUGCGAUCACAAGUUUUACAAUAAGUCUGAAAUUUCCAGUGAAAAAUUGGUAAUUUCCCGUCAAACUACUAGUAAUCUGGCAGAACUGACUGAAAUUUGGAGUUUUAUUGAACAUUUCUGCAAGCAUAUCAAUUUAUCUAAAAUGUUUAUGAAUUCUUCAACAUACUCAAAUAUACAACGUCAUCUAACUUUAGAAGUUGGAAAACCUGAAUUCAUGAAUAAUGGAAACAACAGAUACUUUUGUUUGUAUUGCAUCAGAAACUACAUGUUAAAAGCAUCCAUAAAAUCUGACAUAAACACUGAGCAGUACUUAAAUUUAUUUCUUUUUCGGAAGUUUUCACUACGUUCACCACGUUCGAUAAUUAAAACCAAAGACAAAAUUUCUUUAUUCAAUAAAACUAGAAAUAUGAUACCUACUUUUAUGCUUCCAGCAGUAAACAGUGUACCUGUUAGAGCAGUAUCUAUACAUUCAUCUAAUUUAAUGCCAUCAUCAAGUAGUAAUAUUAUGAACGAGUUCAACCAAGUAACAUUUCUACAUUACCAGUUUGAUGUUGUACAAAUUAAAUAUGGGAUUAUACAAAUAAAAGUAGAUGACGAUCAAGCAACAUGGAAACAAACAACUACAUUUACUGGAUUACAAGUAAUUGAACAAAAGGUUCGUUAUAUUAGCCUUGUAGCUCAACCAGAAAAUACGCAAACGGCGUUUAAUGAUCGCAUACAUAUAACCUGUUUUAGAAAUUUGGAAAAAUCUAACAUCAUGAGGUUAGUUUUGCCAGUGAACUUUAUCCGAAUUCAUAUAAGUAUCACCGUAAACAGACCUCUUUUGAUUUAUGUAAGUACCGUCAAUGAUAAAAUAAACCCACAUCUUAUUGGCAUGGAAGGCCGUACGGCUCGACUGGACUCAAGAUAUUUAGAAGUCAGAGCUGAACCAUGGGAAAAGGAUUCACUAAUAUGGUUUACUGUAACGAAAAUUCCGAUACAUGGACACUUAUUUCUAGUUAAUCGAAGCAGUCAGCAGACAAAUACAAAUAAGGAGUUUGAUGAUAAAAUUUAUCUGGGUGUUAGUUCACAAUUUACACAAGAAGACUUAAGAGCAGGAAAUUUAUUUUAUACCUUUCGCCGUGUACUAGAUGAUAGUUCGGAGAGGACUUCAGAUGUAAGUUCUAAACGUUUUAGUUUAAUCGAUGAGUUCAAAUAUCGUGUUAAUGUAGAAGGAGCUCAACCCAAGACUAUAUACGAUUUUCGAAUAGUUAUCAAGAAGAUAUCCAGCACUACUCCAAUCUCUACUAUUAAAUUUAGUCCUACAAUUAUAAACAGAGGUGGAAUUGUAGAGGAAGGUGGAGAUCUGAUUCUAACACCUGAGUUAUUUUAUGCUAAACAUUCACAAUGUCAAAACAAUUCUGUACAAAAGUCAUCUAAUGAGCUAUUUCAAGACUAUGAUCUGUAUUUUCAAAUUCUCUCAUUACCUGAACAUGGUACACUUUUAAUAAAAUCACCGUAUAAUUCAACUUUAACCAAUUUAAUUAAUUUGACAGAAUAUAACCACAAAUUAAUUAAUUAUAACUUGUUAAUAUAUCGUCAUAAUGAUGAAGAAGAAUUUAAGGAUAGUUUUCAAUUUCAAUUUUUUUGCCGUCAAACACCUAUUAGCCAUUCAUAUGAUGAUGCUAAUGACGAUAUAACCGUACAUUUAACAGGAUUAUCACAUACUUCAGUAGAUGAACUAUUUGGUCAACCAGUUACUUCUAUUUUUCGGAUUCGUAUUAUUCCAGUGAAUGAUAAUCCUCCGAAUUUGUAUAUAACUCCUCUAUUUGUUGAAUUUAACACAACAAAUAACACACUAAGUAAAUCAUUUAAAAUAAUAGAUAAAGAUAAGGAUUUGCAGAACGAUUAUUUUGAUAAUAAAAACGAUGACAAUAAUAAUAAUGAUGAAUCGAUCUAUAAAAGGGGUGAUUUUUGGAUUUAUUGGGAAGAAAACAAAAACUUCCACAGAAAAGAUAUUAUAUAUCCAAGUUUGGGAUAUUUCAUUCAAAAUCUUGAUAUGACUGUCAGUCGUCGUUUCAAAUAUUCUGAAUUAACUAAUGGUCUUAUUAACUUUAAACAUAUGGGACUUCCUACCGGCCAAGUGAAUCUUAAAGUAAUGGAUGGAAAGUUUACUGUUACUAAGCAACUAACAAUCAAUGCGACCAAGCCCACUUUUCUUGUAUUGCAGCCAAGUCGUAUAACAUUGAGAUCAAACGGGAGAGUUUUCAUUCCUAUCGAGGUUAUCACGAAUGUUCAUCUUGAUCCAAACCAUAUUCAAAUUGAUGUAAUUCGCUCUGGAUGCUUUGGAAAAUUGGUGUUGUUUGGUCUAACUGAUCAGUCGGCAAACUGGACAUAUAAUGAUUUACUACAAUUUCCACUUUAUUAUAAAUACAUUAGAUCAUGGAGCCAGUCCAAAUAUCAAAAUAUAACAUCAUUUAAGAAUGCUGAACGUAGUCUUUACUGUAAAUUAUUGUAUUCAAGUAAUAAAAACGAUAAGAAAGAUGAUUCCGUUACAUUACGAUCGGACGAAGUUUAUCUAUUUUUCAGUACUACAUUCUCUGGCCAUAUAUUACAGCAAGAAGUUAGGUUAUCUAUUUUACUGAAUGAACUUAAAUUAUGGAAUGAUGGAAAUAUUAAUGAAGCAAAUGAUGUUAAAUUUACUAGUGACGAAUUAACUGUUGAAACCGGCAAGAGUGUAGUCGUGCAACCAAAUUUUUUUCUAAACAAUAAUAAUACACGAAGUUUUUCACAAAUCCCAAUUAUUGUAAAUCAGGUAGGAGCCUCGUUACGGUAUACUUCAUCUGUGCACUACAAAUUUUAAAAUAUCACCUAUUAAAUAUUUUACACUGGCUGAUCUGUUUUCUGGAAGAAUAUUAUACGAGUCAUUGACAAAUCGAUUGAACACAAUACAACCAUAUUACAAACAAAGUUUAUUAGUUAAAGACUGUAUUACUGUUUUCUUAUUAAACAAUCAAUUUCAAUAUGGAAUGAACGACUACAUGUCAGAUCAAAUAAAUAAUGAAACAGAAAUUGAAUCAAGACAAGUUAUCUGUGUUCUAAUCAUGCAAAAAGGUUUAGACGUAAAACACUGGGAUUUAGCUUUGGAGGCAAAGAACUAUCGAUCCCUGACAGACUCAAAAUUGACCCCAUUAUUAAACAAAGAAUAUCCGUGAGACAUGAUGAACCAUUCAUAGCAAGAAAUAAGGACAGUUUUUCCACGACAAGCAAAAAUACUGAAUACGAUACAACACAGUUAUCAGAAAGUAUACUAGAAUGGAUGCACCAUAUACACACAAGAAAUAUAUUACUAGUAGCAACGGGGAUCCC
Schistosoma mattheei is the source of this 3604-nucleotide messenger RNA. NCBI's taxonomy places the organism in Eukaryota, Metazoa, Platyhelminthes, Trematoda, Strigeidida, Schistosomatidae. The record is from the annotation of a GenBank genome assembly.